AUGUCAAAUAGUUUUGCUCUUAAGAUUAUAUUGAAGCUUCCUAAGGGUAUUCAGAAACGUGGCAAAGGACAAUGGAAACAAAUCUCAAGUGAUUUUGUCAAAACAAAAACUCCAAAAGGGAGAAAAAGAGCAAGCAUCCAUGACCUAACCAUUGAUGACACUGACUUGGUUCCUCAACAAAAUCAAGUUCCACAAUUGGAUGCUCCAACUCAAAUUGCUAGUCAUGCUCAAAAGUUUUAUCUUCGCCUGAAUGGUACACCAAAAGGGAGAAAAAGAGCAAGCAUUCAUGACCUAACCAUUGAUGACACUGACUUGGUUCCUCAACAAAAUCAAGUUCCACAAUUGGAUGCUCCAACUCAAAUUGCUAGUCAUGCUCAAAAGUUUUAUCUUCGCCUGAAUGGUACAUCAAAAGGGAGAAAAAGAGCAAGCAUCCAUGACCUAACCAUUGAUGACACUGACUUGAUUCCUCAACAAAAUCAAGUUCCACAAUUGGAUGCUUCAUUGCAGCAAUUAUCCCCGCAGCAAAAUCAGGUUCAAUUGGAUGCUCAAAUGCAGCAAUUACAAGAAAGCCCACAUGCUUCAUUUGUGGAUACUGACACACCAAAUGAGAAGCUCUCGCGUCACGGAAUUGACUCCUAA
Molecule: messenger RNA, 639 nt
Organism: Lotus japonicus
Lineage: Eukaryota; Viridiplantae; Streptophyta; Magnoliopsida; Fabales; Fabaceae
Exons: 3
Coding region: 1-639 (212 amino acids)
Source: RefSeq, a predicted model, not a curated record